UGCGGUUAUGUGCUGCCAUGGCAGCGGGACGAGAGCAUGCUCGAUUGCCAGGCAGGACUCGAGGUGGAGCCUGUGCGGACGGGCACGCGUAGGGGGAUGACGGAGGAGGCGAUUUCCCGUCAGGUUGCGCUUAUUACCCAGGAUCCCAUCUGGGCCUCCGCACCACCUUCUGCUGAUUUCGUUUUCGGUAGACGUGCCUGCAUUUUUGGUCCCUACCCUAGGGAGGACGAUUCGGACAAGGAGCCGGUACCCGAGGCGGCAGAUGACCCUGCGCUCCGCAUUCCCCGCGAGAUCGACGAGACACACGACGAUCCCAACUCCGAGGAGACGAGGGCACACACUGCACGACGGGCGGCGGACCGGGCGGACAGGGAGAUGCUGGGGGGAGAGGAGGAGUUUUGGGGCCCAUUCGAGGAGGUCGCUUCCACGGGCGGCACAGAGGCGCGGGUGACGACCCCCACUCCGACGAGGCGGGGGUCGUCCAUGCUGCCACCUCUUGCUCCGAGUCGUGCACCACCAUCGUAUGUCUCGCCACUUCAGCCGGCCACGGCAACGGCGAACACGGAGGAGUUGGGGUCCUCUUUGCCUCAGCGCGGACUUCUCCACAGACGCGGGGCAGUCCGCCAGUUGAGGUUACGAUCACCUUCCCCCGGGAUAUUGCAGGAGGAGGGGGCACCGUCGGCAGCAGCAGUGGAGGGGGGGAUGGCACCAGCGGCGUUGGCGGACGCGACGAUCACAGUUGCGGUGGACGAGAUAGCAGCAGCAGCAGUGCUGGAAGAGAUGGCAGCAUCAUUGUUGGAGGAGGAGGCACCAGCGGCAGGAGGAGCAGCAGCAGUGGAGGGGCAGGUGGCAGCAGCAAGAGGAGCAGCUGGAGUAGUGGCAGCAGUGGAGGUGGAGGGGGCAGUAGCAGUGGAGGAGGAGGAGGCACCGUCGGUAGCUGCAGUGGAGGGGGGGGUGGAAGGACCAGUGGAGGAGGAGAUAGCCACACAGGCGGAGGCGUUCGCACGGGGCUUGGACGAGGCCAGGCUUCGAGAGACAUGGGGGGAUUGUGUGCAAGGUGCGGUGGUGGCGGGGGAGGACGUUGUGGAGGGAGUGGCAGCAGAGCUGGUCGAUGAGGCAUUGUCGGGUGGAGCAGAGGCAGCGGACGUUGCUGUGGAGGGACGGCCACAGGCGGUGGAUGAGGCUGUGCACGCAGGACAGCGGCGAGACGAGGGGGCUAUAGACGCACGGCGCAUGGUCCAGGAGACAGCGACGGGUUCAAUCACUCCACCCAAGCGUGGAGUGCCUCCUCGUCCACGCCCCGUGCCUGCAGCGGGAGGCGCUGCACUUGGAAAGAGUUUGGGGGUGGAGGGGUUGGGGAUGCCUCGUGGAUCCCGCCGUGAGCAGGCGGUUGCAGAGGCUUGUGCGAGGGUUGUUAGGUUGGGGAAGGGAGGAAACCCUGUCACCAUCGAGGAGGAUGAUCCUGAUAUGGAUGCGGCUGUGCGGCAGGAGGACGAGGACUAUGAGGGCGAGGAGGAGGGAGAGAAGGAUAGCAGGAGCGGUUCCGAUGGUGACGACGACGACGACUACGAUGAGCCCCCACCUCCCCGAGGACCCCCACCGACGUGAGUAUCUACACGCUCCGCUGCGCGGACUUC
Molecule: messenger RNA, 1637 nt
Organism: Chara braunii
Lineage: Eukaryota; Viridiplantae; Streptophyta; Charophyceae; Charales; Characeae
Source: the annotation of a GenBank genome assembly